UCCUCUUCAGAUCAGAUCACGAUCAGAAUCAUAAUCCCAGUCACAAUCGCAUCACGGUUUUGCAGCCGACGUUUGUAGAGCGAGAGAGCAGAGAAGAAAAGAAGGCGAGAGAAUGGCCGGAAUCAUCCACAAGAUCGAGGAGAAGCUCCACAUGGGAGGCCGCAAGGAAGGCGAAGGGGCCAAGGCGGGGCAGCAGCACGCCGGCGAGCACAAGCCGGAAUACCACCCCGGUGGGGAGCACAAGCCGGAGUAUCACCACGGUGAGGAGCACAAGCCGGAGUAUCACCACGGUGAGGAGCACAAGGGGGAGCACCGCUACGGCGAGGAGAAGAAAGAAGGCCCGUUGGAGAAGAUCAAGGAGAAGAUCCACGGCGGGGAGGGCGGGCACGGAAAGGACGGCGAGAAGAAGAAGAAGAAGGAGAAGAAGAAGCACGAGCACGGGAGCGGCCACCACGACGACGGCAGCAGCAGCAGCGACAGCGAUUAGGUUUAGGCGCCUCCAUCUUCAUUUCACUUCUUCACUUAUAGCUACUUCAGGUGGAUGGAGUUGGAAGAGAGAGAGGCUGCUUUGAUGCUGCUGCUAUUGUGUUUAAAUGUUAGUAAUAAUAAUGCUACCGUGUGGAACUCUUAUUUGUAUGAAGAGAUGAUAAUUAGCGUGGGAAUGAUGAAUGUUAAGUUGUCAUACAGCUGUGUUUGGUUCUUGAAUUUAUAUGAAUGCAUCGUUUAUUUUCUCCUA
Messenger RNA from Diospyros lotus (date-plum), 736 nucleotides. RefSeq names its product protein SRC1. The coding region runs from base 113 to 487 and encodes 124 amino acids. The transcript is spliced from 2 exons. The record is from RefSeq and is a predicted model, not a curated record. NCBI's taxonomy places the organism in Eukaryota, Viridiplantae, Streptophyta, Magnoliopsida, Ericales, Ebenaceae. Gene Ontology annotation, molecular function: metal ion binding.